This is a messenger RNA of Carassius carassius (crucian carp), 1128 nucleotides long. It is a transcript of the gene tnni4a, whose product is annotated as troponin I4a. NCBI's taxonomy places the organism in Eukaryota, Metazoa, Chordata, Actinopteri, Cypriniformes, Cyprinidae. The record is from RefSeq and is a predicted model, not a curated record. Gene Ontology annotation, biological process: muscle contraction. The transcript is spliced from 6 exons. Gene Ontology annotation, cellular component: troponin complex.
AUGUCUGAAGGGUGAAAAAAGGCCAAAUCCAAGUUCUCAGCAACACGCAGACUUCUGCUGAAGAGCAAACUGCUGAAAAAGGCAGAAAGCUUGCUGGUGAAAGAAAAAGAGCAGAAAGAAGUGGAGAGAGAAAACACCCUGAGGGAGAGAGCGCCGCCCCUCAAUCUCUCUGGCCUGUCGGUCCAAGAACUGCAGGAGCUUUGUAGAGAUUUGCACCAAAAGAUUGACAUUGUGGAUGAAGCGCGGUAUGACCUCAAUAUAAAAGUCGCCAGAAAUGAAGCAGAGAUUCUCUCAUUAACCCAGAAGAUCUAUGAACUAAAGGGAAAAAUGAAGCGGCCGAACUUGAGAAGGGUGAAGAAGUCGGCAGAUGCCAUGCUGGGAUCGCUCACAGACACCAGAACUAUGAAAGCUGAUUUCAAAGCCAACCUCAAAACAGUUAAAAAAGAAGAAGAAAAGAAGGAAGAGGUCACAGACUGGAGGAAAAACGUGGAGGCGAUGUCAGGCAUGGAGGGCAGGAAGAAGCUUUUCGAUGCUGGACAGUAGACAACAGUCUAAAAGAGGUUGCAAAUGAUAAAGGGGCAUCGGCAUACAAAGCUCAUGUUGUUUGUUUGAAUUUUUAAUCACAUUCAACAUUUUAUGGUAAAUUAUUCAUUUAUUCUGUCAACCAGCUAUGGCUUCCAUGCAACAUUAAAGGAAUAGUUCACCCAAAAUAUUUUGAAAAUGUACUAACCCUCAGGCCAUCCAAGAUGUAGUUUGUUUCUUUAACAGAACAGAUUUGGAGAAAUGUAGCAUUCCAUCACUUGCUCACCAAUGGAUCCUCUGCAGUGAAUGGGUGCCGUCAGAAUGAGACUCCAAACAGCACCACUCCAGUCCAUCAAUUAAUGUCUUGUGAAGAGAACGUUGUGUGUUUAUAAGAAACAAAUCCAUCAAGGCAUUUAACUUUAAUCCAUCACUUAUGGCCAAAAUAUGUCUGCAUAAUCCACAAUAAUGCUUCCUUCAGUGAAAAAAAUCCAUCUUCUGUUCUCCUCUCGCAUCAAAAUUCACUAACAUGUUUGUUUCGAACUGAUUUUCUCUGGUUGAGCUUGUAAACAGUGCUUGAUCUGUGCAUAUUUCUCUACUGAUUCAGAU